AAGACCCACCUCUUGACCGCAUGCCGGUGCUUCAUCUUCUCCCUCUUCGUAAAAUCACUGAAAGCCAAGAUUCGAUCUAAGGGCAAGCAAUCUACAAUCUGAAGUUGAAGAAGUCGCUUAGAUCAGGUUACUGGUGGCGUGAUUGAAGAAAUGAAUGAAAUAUGUGAUGAUGGUGAGUUAUCUGCAAAUUUGAUUGCCCUGCCAACAUUGGACUUGCGAGGUAGGGAUGUCAUUAAAUUACAAAUGUUGGGAUGGUUGUUUGGAAUUUUGGGGAUGUGUGGUAUCGGAAAAAUGAAUGCCAUGAAGUGCGUUAACAAUGAGUACGAUGGAUUUCCCUUUGCAAUUGUUAUAAUAACAACUUGCAUGAAAGGAAGAUCAUACACAUGCUCACUAUAUCCUGAAGACCGUGCAAUCCCAAGCUUGAAAAGAAUUGCUUGUUGGAACACAUUCGAAAUGGAGUUAAUGAGCAUGGAAGAUGCAUGAUCUUUUGAGAGACAUGGCAUUGCGCAUCAUGGGUUUGCUUCCUUCUCUAUUAUUCAUGACUCUUUUAUACUUUAAAGUAUCCAUCAACAACUACCUUAUAAAGAUUAUGUAUUGCAGGUACUCGAUCUAUUGCAUAAACAAGGAACAAUGGACAGAAAACCUUGAAAAGAUUUUCUUAAAUAGCAAUAGAUUGAUAUAUGUUAAAAAAUAUAAAUUUUAUUACUUUUAGGUAAUUAAUUAACAAUUUCAGAAUCUUUGUUUGAGCAUAUGCUUGGGCUAAAGAUUCUUGAUCUUUCCUAUAUUUAUAACCCAAGUAGUCUACCAAGUUCCAUCUCCAAAUUAGGAAAUGUCACUACCAAAUCCCUUUGUUGUUAGAUGAAAUGUAAGCAUUCAAAGAUGAUGCUGUAUUCAUCAAAGAUGUCCUCUAGUAUGGAAAUGUUAACAAAUCUCAAAUAUAUCUAUCUUUUUUAUACAAGAUAGAGAAAUACCUCGAUGGGAUAUUCUGAUAAUGUGAUGGUGUGAUCUUUCUGAACGGGAGAAGACUGGAAAAAUGAAGAAGGUGGAGAUUCUAACUUGAUUUUCGUCUACCAAACUUGAAUGGGGUAUGUUUAUCAAAUCUCUUCAAAAUCCAAGGGAUUGGAUUAGGUUUUACUAUCUUGAUGUUGGAAGCUCGGCUGUCAUCUUAGUAGGUCUGGAUACCUUGACUUGCAACAAUUGGAUAUAUAUAGAGCUGGUUAUUAUGCUUGUGCCUACAUGACUCGUUUGAGAGCUUGUAUGAUAUGUCCUGAAAAAUGCAGCUGAAUUGCUGAGAUGCAGAAUUGUUUGUUGUCUAGAGGCAUGGAUUGUGUUCUUCCCUUCUCUGGUUCAAUCCUUUUUUCGGUGCGUGCUUUGGGCAACUGCUUCGACUGCUUCUGGUUUUUUUUUUUUUUAACAAAGUUACAAAUAUGGGGGAGGGAGGAAUCGAACCUCAACCCUCGGGCUAAAAAGAUGCACUUUACAAGUCAGCCUAUGACCGUUGGGCCAUGAGGCCCAAGUGCCAACUGCUUCUUGUUUGUUACACCUACUAAUGAAGUUUUUAAUGCUUGUUUUUCAAAAGAAAUGCUACGCCUAAGCAUUCUUUAAUUCUG
This is a messenger RNA of Rubroshorea leprosula, 1610 nucleotides long. NCBI's taxonomy places the organism in Eukaryota, Viridiplantae, Streptophyta, Magnoliopsida, Malvales, Dipterocarpaceae. The record is from the annotation of a GenBank genome assembly.